Messenger RNA from Macadamia integrifolia, 1045 nucleotides. RefSeq lists its product as uncharacterized. Gene Ontology annotation, cellular component: nucleus; cytosol. Bases 80 to 799 code for a protein of 239 amino acids. NCBI's taxonomy places the organism in Eukaryota, Viridiplantae, Streptophyta, Magnoliopsida, Proteales, Proteaceae. The transcript is spliced from 3 exons. Gene Ontology annotation, biological process: tRNA wobble uridine modification; protein histidyl modification to diphthamide. Gene Ontology annotation, molecular function: metal ion binding. The record is from RefSeq and is a predicted model, not a curated record.
CAAAAGUCUUCGUUUCACUAGCCUGCGUCUUGGACUGGGUGAAGGAACCGAAGAACUAACAAGAAAGGAAGGAAGAACGAUGGAGACGAUAGGGAAGAUGAUGGUAUUGGCGAUGAUGUUCUUGACGAUGGUGGUCGUCGAUGCGGGUGAUACGAAUCAGGUUUAUCAGCCAUGUUCAGACACGAGGGUGCAGACAGGGGAUGGUUUCACUUUCGGGAUUGUAUUCGCUCAAAGGACUUCCUUCUAUUAUAACCAGACGCAGCCAACGCAGCUUUCACCCUGUGAUGUACGACUUAGUCUCUCUUCUGCCAAUUCUCAGCUCGCAGUCUUCAGGCCCAAGGUCGACGAGAUUUCUCUGCUCACCAUUAACACCACCAACAACUUCUUCCCGGCUAAUUAUGGUGGCUACAUGGUGGCAUUUGCGGGUCGGAAGUAUGCAGCAGUAUCAAUCCCUGCUUUUGUUGCAAACAAUACCUAUAUUGUUACCAGCUUUACUCUGGUUCUUGAUUUUAAUGAUGGUCAGCUGCAGAACUUGUACUGGAAGAGAGAUGGAUGCUCCUCAUGCACAGGAAAUUCUAAUUUCACGUGCCUGAACAGCCAAGAUUGUGCAAUGAAAACUUCUAGCUGUAAAGGCCACGGAGGCACUGUAGAUUGUAGCCUUGGAAUACAGUUAACUUUUUCGGGCACAGAUAAGAAUUAUGUUGCACUCAACUCUUGGUAUGAAGUAGGAAACCUCCAGCAGUACUCCCUGUACAGCCUAUUUUCAAACCUGAAGAAUUCUCUCACCAGUUUCUUUUGAUUGUGUUGGGUGAUGUGCGCCCCAAUUUUGCCCAUUGGUGAUGAUGCUCAACUUCUGUGAAGAUUGGAUGGAGCUUGGUGAAUUGUCUGUGCUUGAUGUCAUUUUUCUUGAAAUUUUUUGUGGUGUACAUUAUUCUUUACAUAUUUCUUACCUUCUCUCUUUGUUUAUACUAAAGAUUUCUGUACAUUUAUACUACAGGAUUUAGAGUUGAUAUUGAAUGUAUUGGGUUUUAAUGGGUUGGCCUUA